CCACCCACAGCAAUAUAUAUUCAAGAACAAAAACCGGAGACGGCACACAACAACUGAGAGACAGGAUUAAACGCACAAGGGUUUUUUGGGGAAAGCGUCAAGAAGAUAAAAGAAAAAGAAACACCUGCCAGGAAGAGCUAAACAUGAACAAGAAACCGUUUCUGAUUGUUCUUGGGUUAGCGCUUGUUUUUGAAGGUGCUCAGUGUCAGGAACGUGAAGUGUUUGUAGCUCUUGGUUCUGUAGCAGUGCUACCAUGUGUGGACGAGACUUCUGCGGUCUCACAUCCUACUGCAGUCUACUGGAGCAGGAUAGUUGGAAAUGCACUGAAGACAGUUUGGCGGCGAGAGAAGAGCGGGUUAGAGUUUCGUCCGGUUAGAAACCCACCUCGUGCUAACUGCCCCGUCCCGAAUUUCGGAAAGGCUGACUACAGCCUUCACAUUGCUGAAAUAACAUUUGAAGAUGGAGGAAAGUACAUCUGUGAAGUUGAGGGAAAGACUCGGAUGACAAAGUUAAUCAAUCUCAGAGUCGUAAAAGCGUCCCUUUCUCCUGCUGUUGUGGUUGAGGGCUCAAGGAUAGAGGCAACGUGCCAUGUCAGUCCUGGGACGCAGUCUAUAAAAUUUAACUGGAAACGAAAUGGCAGUUCAGCAAGCAGAAUGAGCAGAGCCAGCAUCUCCAGUGUGUCUCAGAGAGAUGCAGGAACCUGGACCUGUCAAGUUUCAUACAACGGUCGAGUAGUAGAGGCGACCACAUCCCUAGAGGUCAAAGGAAUCAUCAUCCCUCAAGAUGAGUUUUCAGUGGUCUACGCCGAUGUCGGUUCUUCGGUCUCCUUGCCCUGUGUCUUUACUGAUGGUCUAAUCCCAAACACUGUGAUUUGGAACAGAACCUCCACAACCUCAAAUGCUCAUGUUCCUCUUCCUGCAUCUUUCGAAGCAUCUGCUGGACCCUCAGCAUCAGCUGCUAUACAGAGAGUGGAGGAUGGAGAUGAAGGAAUGUAUACAUGCUCUGGAAUGAUGAGCGGAUUGAAUGGAGAGAGAAUUAAAGUACAAAGAAAGAUGGAACUGGUCGUAUCUCGAGUUUUGAGAUCCUCCUCAUCCAGCGGUAACGGACCCGUGACGCUGACCUGCAAUCUCAGCAACUCCGACCAGAUCACUUCCUAUGAAUGGCUCCGUGUGACUUACGGACCAAACGAUACUCAAACGGUGACCUCUGUUCAAAAGACAAAGAGCUUCAGGAUUCAAGAAUCGACUGAGAAAAAUGCUGGCGAGUGGGUUUGUCGGUACUACAGGAACGAAGAACUUCUGGGGAACGCGACUUAUCACCUUCUUGUGAUGGGUGCUGUAAAGAGUGAAAAUUCAAGUUCUGGCAACAAAACUGCUUUGGUGAUGGGAUUAGGGUUCAUGUUCUUGGUGAUAUUCCUGAUUUUGUUCCAGAUGUACAGAAACUAUCGCCGGAAGAGGAAGAUCCUUCUUUACCCAGCGAUGGAAACCAUCGUCCAUCAGGCCGCCACUGAACGAGAGCAGAGAGAGAGGUGCAGGGGAAAAAUGGCUGAAGCUUGUGUUGGAGAACCGAAAACAGUGUGUGUGUAAACGUGUGUGUGUGUGUGUGUGUGUGUGUGUGUGUAUGUUUUAAAAGCAGACAAAUGUAGCAGUCCAUUUAAACUGUAAAUAUAUCACUGAUAUAUAAAUGUAUACACUUUGUAUAAACUUCUUUUGGUGCAAAUAUAUUUUCAAACAUGAAUGUAAAACCUAUGUAAAUAAAGCAUAAA
Molecule: messenger RNA, 1765 nt
Organism: Labeo rohita (rohu)
Lineage: Eukaryota; Metazoa; Chordata; Actinopteri; Cypriniformes; Cyprinidae
Product: hemicentin-1
Exons: 8
Coding region: 144-1586 (480 amino acids)
Biological process (GO): T cell activation; interleukin-15-mediated signaling pathway; positive regulation of ERK1 and ERK2 cascade
Cellular component (GO): membrane raft; external side of plasma membrane
Molecular function (GO): MHC class II protein binding; protein tyrosine kinase binding
Source: RefSeq, a predicted model, not a curated record